This is a messenger RNA of Mycena indigotica, 729 nucleotides long. RefSeq lists its product as uncharacterized. The transcript has 3 exons. Bases 1 to 729 code for a protein of 242 amino acids. The record is from RefSeq and is a predicted model, not a curated record. Lineage: Eukaryota; Fungi; Basidiomycota; Agaricomycetes; Agaricales; Mycenaceae. Gene Ontology annotation, molecular function: O-methyltransferase activity; S-adenosylmethionine-dependent methyltransferase activity.
AUGUCUAAAGCCCCACUCGUCCCUUCACUGUCCAACUCUCGCUCAAGUGAACUGAUGUCCCCAGAGCUCUACUCCCUUUGGGCGCAGUCGGACCGCUAUCACAACUCGUUCCUCCUCAAACCCGACCCGAUCCUCGACGCGGUGCAAGAGCACACCAAAGCCAGAGGCGUCGACUACGAAAUCGCAGUGAGCCCUGCCCAGGGUAAGUUCAUGAACUUGCUCUUGCUCUCCAUCGGUGCAAAGCGAGUAUUGGAGGUGGGUAGUUUGGGCGGAUACUCCGCUAUUUGGAUGGCUCGUGCCCUGCCCGAAGACGGCGAGGUAGUUGCACUCGAGCUUGAAGAGCUCCACGCAAAAGUAAUCGAGGAGAACAUCAACUCCGCUGGACUCUCCAACAAAGUCCGUGUCGUUGUUGGCCGUGCGCUUCCCUCAUUGCAAGCUAUGCCCGACUCAGAGCCCAAGUUUGACUUCGUUUUUAUCGACGCGGACAAGGAGAGCAAUGUCGACUAUUUCAUUCAGGCCAAGCGAUUGACGCGCAAAGGCGGUAUAAUUAUGGUGGACAAUGUUGGUCGGCGUGGUCGCCUGGUAGACCCAGAGAAUACCGAGUCCAGCGUCGAGGGCACUCGUGCAUUGCUCCGAUAUAUCAAGGACGACAAAGAUGUCGAAGCGACAACCAUCCACACCGUAGGAGAGAAAGGAUUCGAUGGUUUCUUGUACGCAUUCUUAAAGUAG